Messenger RNA from Sinocyclocheilus anshuiensis, 4420 nucleotides. RefSeq lists its product as uncharacterized. Gene Ontology annotation, cellular component: cell cortex; apical plasma membrane; nucleus. Bases 618 to 3731 code for a protein of 1037 amino acids. Gene Ontology annotation, biological process: establishment or maintenance of cell polarity; centrosome cycle; regulation of cellular localization. Gene Ontology annotation, molecular function: protein binding. The record is from RefSeq and is a predicted model, not a curated record. Lineage: Eukaryota; Metazoa; Chordata; Actinopteri; Cypriniformes; Cyprinidae. The transcript is spliced from 9 exons.
CGGGUGAGCGCUUCACAAUCAACAAAGGAAAUUUCUUGGCAGCUGGAAUAUGUGCCUGGAGACUCGCGAACUUCCUCUCCUCAGGAUUGAAGAAUUCUUCCAUCAAUUUUCCACCCAAAUUCAAGGAUAGAAUUACACUCCUCCCACUCGGGGGCGGAGCUACGCGGGCCGCUCCACCAAUAGGAACGUUUCGCAGGUCAGUUUUUCUCAAAGGUGGUCACGACUGUCUCCAUAGCAACGUAGGGAUCAUUCCACAGGUCGUUCACUUUUACAGUUCGGUGCUUCAGUGGAGUGAACGAUAGCCAGUCCUGUUUAGUUGGCCAGAUUUGAAGUGGGAGUGUGCCGAGCACACUUGAGCUGGCCAAAACAGCUGGAGGAAGAGAGAGAGAGACAGUGAGGGAGGGCAGAUUGGGACGCUCAAAACUGAAAGCAAAGCAGAAACUAGAGCAAGAUGGGAUUUGACUGGCCGCUUGUGUUUUUGCGGACUCUUUGUAACCGAAUAUGAUUUUAUAACUCUUAAAAUUACUUUGUAAGUUCGCAUGUGGCUGCUGUGGAAUAUAGACAGCAGAAGGACGAAGGGAGCCACCACAAUGCUCCACUGACUCUCUGUUUCAACCAUGGAGGACGCAGUGACCUCUGAGGAUGCUGAACCCCUCCCUGCCACCUCCCAAAACACUGACAUCCACCUCGGUGAGCCAGAGGAUGAGUGUCCUUCCAGCGCCAGCCUGGAGCCCAGCUCCCCGUCCUCGCCUUUCAAUCAGCAAGCUCAAGGCUCUGCCGUAUCGGCGCUGCAGUCCAAGGUCAAGGCUCUCUCUGAACGCAGAGUUGUCUGGAAAGAACCUGGAAGUAAGAACCAGGACAAACGAGUGGUUCCCGGGACCUUCAUACUGGGAUACGCCCUCACGGACGCUUGGGGCUCCAGCAGCAGCGAUGAAGACGGGGAACCUCGCAAGCCCCUGAUGUUCCUUGCAGGAGACCACAAGCCUCAGGUAGAACUCGACUACGAUCCCGUCUCUUCCGAAGCCUUGCUGGCAGUUCCACACGGCCUUGGAGAAGGAGCAGGCCUGGAGAACCUCUCGAACGAUGCUUGCGGUUCUCAAGACGAUGCUUCUCCAUCUAAUAAACCAUGGAUGCCACCGAAGUGUUUCUGGAGGUCCAUCAGACCAGAGAUGCCGGUUCUAAAUGGGAAUGUUCCUGUGGGGAAAGAUGGACCAAAUGGAGGAACCUUUGGCCACAAAAUGGGCCACAAGUUUCCAAGGGAACUGCAAAGGUUUGAUAGCCUGGAGAGUCACCUACACAGGUACAAUCACGGUGAGGUGGGACAAUGUGGACUCUGGCGGGCUGACAGCUUGGAGAGCAUGUGCAGCAGUGAAAGCUCGCUGUCCCUGGCCGAGAGGGUCGAGAUGAACCGCGGCCUCCUCAAACAGAUGCUGCAGAAAACCCAGAACAAAGACCAUGUACCAGGACAGAGGAUAGAGGACUCGACGCACAUUAGCGGUAGAGGUAUCUGUGGCCUGAAUGACAGUGAUUGGGAUUCUGGGAUUUCGCUCCAAGGUAGUGAACACAGCCAAAGGUGGGCAGCACAGAUUGAUGCUCUCACAAUUAUCUCACACACACACACACACACACACACAGACAGACACACACGUGUGAACAGGGAGCUGUUGUCCUGGGUUGGUUUACACCAGGCUCCUCUUGCGGGGAAGGAAGGUGUGGCAGUGGUCUCUGGAAACCUUAGUGACUCAUCGAGCGGUGACUCGUCGGGUGGAACCCGGCGGAGACAUGGCCAGUCCCCUACCCGUGUGCGUUUCGAAGACGAAUCGGAGAAGGACGCUGAGGUACGCUACCUGGAGCGGCUACGCCAGCGGCGCAGGGCUGGAGAAAGAGCGCAGGGGCUGCUGGUGUCCAAACCCACCUUGUCGUCUUACACCAAUGGACAGGCAGAGACAGGACAUGGCUCGAGUGAUUCAAUAUUCUGGAAGACAAAAGCCAAGAAGAGUUUGUUGAAUGGCAAAGGCCCUGAGACGGCAAACAGGCAGUGCAACUCUUGUGGAACCUUUCUAAAUGAACCCCAUGGGCCUAGCUUGAACUCAGAUACUCUGUCCUUACCUAAUGGGGAAGUCGAAGGGAAGAAGAUACCAUGUUGGGUUGCUCCCACCCUUCCCAACCGGCUUGUCCGGAUCGAACAGAUUAAGGAGACAUACAUUGGGACGAGUCCCGCUAUUGUCCACAGCGAUGGAACACACUGCAGUCCUGCGGAUAACGUGAGCAGUAGGGGAACAUUCCAGAAGCUAAAGAAGAAGGUCCGGAAACAAGAGAGCAGACAGGAACCCUUGUACGUCAAUGGCCUCAGGGUUCCAACACCUCCAGAUUGCAAAAAUGGAACUCAAAUGUGUGUCUCGAAUGGACUAGCAUUGCCACUCAACCCCUAUGCCACGGAUCCACUUGGACAGAGAAUCCCAGCCACAUGCAGCCCCACAUCCAGCAAGGGACCUGUGGCACCUCCAUUGCCCCCCAAAGGAGAACCAUCCAGCUCCCACCUUCCUCAGCCAACCCCUCCGCCUCUCAAACCGAAAAAAUCAGCCCUGAAAUCCAGCUCAAAGAACCGCUGUAAUGGUCAUCGGACCGUCACACUCGUGUCUUCGCCAGAGUACCACCUGGACUCCACGGAGGCAGGGGGCGCUGUGGAGAGCUGUCCUCAGGAACAGGCUUCCUCUGGAUUGGGUUAUUGGGAGGACAGAUCUGCGAUGGUCAUCCCUGGUCCCAUACUCAUGACGCACCCAGUUCUGUGUGCUCGAAACUCACCCAUACAAGGGGAAGAAAGGCUAACAGAUGUGGACCAGCACCAGAGUACAGGACAGCUGGGAUCUGAUGCAACAUCCAGCAGUGCUGAAUCAACCCAGACUCGUCUCAGUGACGGACACGUCAGAGGGCCAAUCAGACCAGUGCAUCACAGGGCAACUAGCCCAAACUUUUCACAAGCAGGGAUGGAUGCAGAGCAGCGAGAGGGUCGACCCAAACUCUCCUUGCGGCGGUUCUUCUCUGCAAUGGGGCUGAACAGCGUGGGGUUGCUGAGAAAAGGACGAUCCAGCAGCAUGGAUCAGCUCAGCUUGCACCCCAAACCCAACUCAAACCCAAACCAAAACGCUCGGCCGACCUCAUCCUCCACCUCCCCCAGCCCCACACACAGACACCACCACCAGCUGAAGAAAGCCCCCUCACUGCAGACUAUACGUCUGGGGUCUCCGUUUCUCCAGCUGAGGAGAUCUUCAUCGGCUCAAAACCUCCAAAUCCCCAGAAAGAAAACAGACCGUUCCUCUGCAUACACUCCAGGAGAACAGCCCUGUAGUCCUGUAUUAACCAGGGGUCUUCAGCGUGCCUUGAGUGUAGAGGAUGUGGGGCGGCCCAGUGCGGUGCGUCCGGUGGGACACGUGGCUCAGGCCUUCCCUGACGGCACCAUCCUGCUGGAGCUCUCCAGACCCCCCAACGGCCCCUUCGGCUUUCUCAUCUCCCGAGGAAAAGGCAGGCCAGACUCAGGGGUGUACGUUGAAGAAAUGGGUGACAGCAAUAUGGAGAAACUCUACGCGGGGCUGCUCGGGGUCGGGGACGAGAUAUUAGAGGUGAACGGUGAGAAGGUGGCGGGACUCAGUCUGGACCUGGUGACCCGUUUAAUGACUCAAAACAGCACAGCUUCAAUCCGCGUACUACGACAUAGAUGCUUACAGCGCUAACUGAAGUCAAGACUGUACCAGAACCACGUUUUGUUCCAGUCAACAUAAAUGAAAACUGCAAAAAAGCAUCAGAAAUUAAGUCAGGGAUGAGUUCGUGAAAACGGCAGUAUUACGUUUUACUGACCUUUGGAGUUUUAUCACAAUGAUCACACAACGGUCCAUAUUAAAGGGAUAGUCACCAAAAUUUUUAUUUUUUUUAUACACUUUGUUCCAAUCCAGUUUAAUUUUUUUGGGUGAAUUCAUCCCUGAAGCCACUGUUAUGGCUAAAGGCCUGUUCACACCAAAAACAAUAACUAUAACAAUAAUGACAAAAGAUAUAGUUUUAAAAAUCAUUCUAAAGUCAUAAAAAUAACACAGUCCACAACUAUAAUGAUAACAACACAGAGGAACAAUAUCGUUGGAGUCACUUUCCAGCUGAUGAACGACAAAAAACAUUGGCAGCCAAUCAGAAUUCAUCCUACUUUAAACAGUUCGAGCAUUUAAAGAGGCAGAUGACAAAACUGCAGUGCUCGUUUUAAACAGAUUGUUUUUGCAUGUUGCUGUGGAUGCUAAUAUAGUUCUGUCAUGACAACUCUCUGAGAGUUUAGCAUGGGAAUAUAUAUGGCAAUGAUAAUGUGUUUAGUCUUGGCGGAAUAGAUCUGCUAUGCUACUGCUGCGGCAGAGCGAGUACAGAGACUUGCUACUGCCAA